GCAAUACAGUAGGUUCCCGAAAAAAAUGGAAAUUUAUUUUAUAUCUGAAAUGAAACAUGCAAACAAUAUAUACGAAAUGCUGUAAGAUCAAAGUUAGAUUAAAACUUUAUUAAUCGACAAUCGAUUACAAAUCGGGAUUCUGUAAUUUUGAAACCUACACUAUCCAUUUUCCGAACUAUUUUGCAAUUGAAUUUACACCACAACAGAAGGCGCCACUUUCGGAAUUGAUCUCAGUUCAUCGUUUGUUACAGAUUCGCUUUUCAAAUCACGAUUAUAAUGAUUCCACGUCAGCUGUAUCGUUCCAUACAUGCAAAUUAUUUACUCUAUACUUCAAAGAAAACAUUACUAUCAAAAUUGCGUAAGAAAACUGGGUACACGCUGGUGAAUUGCAAGAAAGCAUUAGAACUACAUAAUAAUGAUCUGGAAAAAGCAGAAGAAUGGCUUAAAGAACAGGCUCAAAUUCAAGGUUGGAGCCAAGCAGUUAAAUUACAAUCAAGAAUAACAUCUCAAGGCUUAAUAGCAGUAGUGACUAACAACAAUCAUGGAGCUCUUGUAGAGAUAAAUUGCGAGACAGACUUUGUUGCAAGGAACAAAAAAUUUCUUGAUCUAGCUGAAACUAUAUUGUCUAGCGUACUAAAGCAUGGAAUGACAUUUAAAUCAGAUGCACCUGUCAAUAAAACAGUGUUAUUCACAAAUUGUAUCAGUGCUUUGCCAGCUGACGAUGGCAAAAGUUUAGGUGAUCAUUCUGCUUUAACCAUUGGAAGUGUUGGAGAAAACAUUAAUAUAAGACGUGCCUUAUGCAUGAGUGUCGGAUCAGGUCUACACCUGUAUGGAUGUACUCAUCCCACACCUAUAAAUCCAGUACCAUCAUCUUUUGGACGAUAUGGUGCUCUGGUGGCCAUAAAAUCUGACGAAGAAUGUUCAACUCUAGGAUUACAACUCUGCCAGCACAUUAUUGGUAUGAACCCAAUAAAAAUUGGAGAUCCAAAUGUUGAUGAACCACAUGUUGAUAUAGAUGAAGAAUCUUGUAUGCUAUACCAAGAAUUUUUAUUCGAUUCUUCUGUAUCCGUGCAACAACUACUGCAAAGUAAAAACACGGAAAUUGUAGAUUUCGCACGUUUCGAAAUGGGUGAAGUAGUUGAAACAGAAACGCCAAAACAACAAUUGGAUUCUAUAGAAACUUGCGGUUGAAUACAAAUUUCACUACUGUAUUAAUUCUGUUCACACUCUGAGAAAGUAUAUUACUAUCUUGACAAGAUACAUAAACAAAUUUACAAGCAUUUCAAUCUUUUA
Nomia melanderi (Alkali bee) is the source of this 1293-nucleotide messenger RNA. RefSeq names its product elongation factor Ts, mitochondrial (gene mEFTs). NCBI's taxonomy places the organism in Eukaryota, Metazoa, Arthropoda, Insecta, Hymenoptera, Halictidae. The record is from RefSeq and is a predicted model, not a curated record. Gene Ontology annotation, molecular function: translation elongation factor activity; protein binding. Gene Ontology annotation, biological process: mitochondrial translational elongation.